AUGAAAAUUCACAGUCUACUACUUUGGAACCUUUUUUUUAUUCCUUCCAUUCUAGGGCAAAACUUUACGUUAAAAUUAUCGGCACUGGCUCCAGUUAGUUCAAAUUAUGUGGGAAACACGACUGAAAACUAUGAGGUUGCAAUCUACAAUCCUGAAGUUGGCGGUCUUCCAAGCCAAAGUAUUGGAGUUUGGUUCAAAGAUGGCAAACUGCUUCGAAGUACGCUAGAACAAAGAGUUUGGGAUAUCUAUUUUACACCUCCUGACUCCGAAGGCCGAGUUUAUGUCUACCGCGCAAGCGACGGCCAGUACUACGGUCUCUUGCGAUUUCUCGGUGACCGCACAAACGAAGUACCGUACCUAGGUCAAAGGCAUCAACUGGGAGUUGUUUAUGGUUCAGAUGACAGACGUUACGCUAGUGAGCCAACACGUUUUGCUUUAGAAGAAGACGGUCAGUUGAGACUCACUGAGUAUGCGGGUAGUACCACCAACAAUAACACAAUUAGUGCUUGCUACGCCUUCAGUGUUUACAGUACCGAUGAACAGUAUGUAAUUAUUGCAGGCGAAAUUACAUCAACGCUCUUCUAUCACUGCGAGCCAAUUGUUCUCAGUGCCGUUUCCACAAAUCUGCCUUCGAUGGACGCAAAAAACCCAAAACGUUUAUUUCAGCGUUCUGAGUCUCCUUCGAUGACUUCUUCGCAAAAUGGAGGAGCAAGUACUUCAAGAUUUUCACGGUUCUUAGGAGCAGCCGCAGUUUUACUGCUCAACAUGUUUUUCAUUUAA
This is a messenger RNA of Komagataella phaffii GS115, 780 nucleotides long. RefSeq lists its product as hypothetical. Lineage: Eukaryota; Fungi; Ascomycota; Pichiomycetes; Pichiales; Pichiaceae. The record is from RefSeq and is a predicted model, not a curated record. The transcript has a single exon. Bases 1 to 780 code for a protein of 259 amino acids.